AUGGGAGAUGAAGGUGCAGGUGAACCUUGUGUGGGUAUCCUGGCAGGUGGAGACACAGAUUGUGAGGGUGUCCUUCCCUCAGACACAGCUUCCCUGAGUGAUUCAGAUUCAGAGGACUUUGGGUUCACAGGUGAGGCUGAAGUUGAUAUAAUAUCUCCUGAGGAACUCCUCCCCUCAGAUGAUGUUAGUUGUGGCUCAGAUGAAAGUGGUAACCCUUUGCCCAGCAAGCAUAAAUUCCCUGUCCAGCCAUAUCAUCUGAAAGGCAUGAGCUCAAGCUUCUCCCAGAGCAGCGAGAGCAUUUUUGACUGACUGGAAGGGGCAGCUGAACUGUCAAUGGCUGAAGAUAAUGUUAUUGAUGGAAGAUUCAAGCCUGCUCUGCGACCCAACCUUUCAAGCAAGAUGCUAGCAGAAAGCCUUGGAAGACAAAGACGGCCACCACCACUUCAAAAAAACUCUCCAGCUGUGUCUGACUAUGUCACACACCCAGAACGCUGGACCAAGUACCGCUUGGAAGAAGUUUCAGAAUCUAGUGACAAGACCAACAGGUCAAUUGCCAUGGAGUUCCUAGGAGGCUUGAAGAGCAGACAGAAACAAAGCUCGGUCUGUCCUGAAAGCUACACUCCCUCUUUCAGUCAGGAUCCUUUCAGAUCUGGUGCUAGAAGAAUUGUUUUUACUAAAUCCACCAAGUCUGGUUUAGAUGCAUCAGAAAGGAAGAGAACAGCUGGACAAGGAAGAGGCCAAGAUUAUUUAUGCAAGCCAGGAUUUCAAAGGGAAACUGCAAAAAAAAAAAAAGGUCUAACACUCAGAAUGAGGAUAAGAAAAUUGGACUAG
This is a messenger RNA of Hemicordylus capensis (graceful crag lizard), 831 nucleotides long. RefSeq names its product tumor suppressing subtransferable candidate 4 (gene TSSC4). The record is from RefSeq and is a predicted model, not a curated record. Lineage: Eukaryota; Metazoa; Chordata; Lepidosauria; Squamata; Cordylidae.